Messenger RNA from Linum tenue, 1264 nucleotides. The record is from the annotation of a GenBank genome assembly. Lineage: Eukaryota; Viridiplantae; Streptophyta; Magnoliopsida; Malpighiales; Linaceae.
CACACAACCCACAAAACACAUUCACAAGCUACCCCCAGAAAUUUCACGUGCUCUGCUUUCUCUCCCUCCAUAGCUACCAACCAACCUCUCUCUCUCUGCCUCUGCCUCUGCCUCUGCCUCUGCCUCUGUCAAAAGAAAAGAAAAAAAAAACUUAGCAGCAGUAGCCAUCUUCUUCUUGUGUUGGUUAUUAGCGGUUGUUUGUUAGCGAAAUCCUUAUCCUGUUGGUGUCGGUCGGUCAGAGUGGUCGUUGGUGAGGUUACUGUUAUAUAACUGUCCAUCAAACCACACUCAGAUAAGGAGAAAGAAAAAAAAAAGAUACCUCCUUAUUACUUUCUUUCUUGUUGCUAUAAACAAACCCAUAAAAGCGCUAGCUAGCAUGGAAAGCAAGAAGCAAGUUGGCGGUGCUGGCUCCUCUUCUUCUUCUUCAUCUUCCUCUUCAUUGGAUCAUCUGUUCGGUCCCAAGGAUUCCUCUUCUUCAUCAUCUUCCUCCAGCUACUUCGGCUCCAUCUUCCCCCCUCCUUCCACGAUUAUGGGAAGGGACGGUACUGGGAGUAGAUACGGCGCAACCACUUCUCCUCCAGCUGAGAAUUACAACGCCCGUUAUGGAGCUGGGAAGGACCAACACGGCGGCGGAAAUGGGACGGCGUCGUAUCGCAACGAGAGGACGGUGGAGCCGUCGUGCUACUUCAGCUCAUCGAUCUACUACGGCGGCCAGGAGAAUUACUCCUCUUCUUCCUCCACGCCUCCCCACGCCAGUUCCGCCCGUCAUAACACUACUACUUACAAGAAAGACGGUGGAGGAGAUGACGACCCAAAUGGCAAUAACAACUCUGCUUCCAGAGGCAACUGGUGGCAAGGUUCGCUUUACUACUAAUCUCUCCUGCUACUACCCCAUAACUCGGCACCUAUAUGAUCUAAUCAAGGUACCAAUCAAGUCUACCGGAAUAAACGAAUUAAGAUGAAGUGGUUGAUUUGAUAAUCGAUCGUAACUAUAUGUAUGGAGUCCGCUAGUGAAGAGUCAAUAUUAGAGACUAGAGAAGAGAAAGACAGAGACAAGUAGUGGAUCAAUGAUCGGCUGGAUGCAUGAACGGAGAUCAAUCAUCAUCGUCGUCGUCGUAGAUCGAUUCCUGUUGUAGUUUGUUGGGUUGUUUUUGUCCCACCAAAUUAGUUGUACUAGUGUGUCUGCUGUGCUGUGUGUGUUCUUUUUUAGAAAGUUCUGUUAUGAAAUCUAAUGUACUAUAUAUCGAUCAAACAGUGACGAGGU